Messenger RNA from Lathyrus oleraceus (garden pea), 570 nucleotides. RefSeq lists its product as uncharacterized. NCBI's taxonomy places the organism in Eukaryota, Viridiplantae, Streptophyta, Magnoliopsida, Fabales, Fabaceae. The record is from RefSeq and is a predicted model, not a curated record. The transcript has 2 exons. Bases 1 to 570 code for a protein of 189 amino acids.
AUGUUUUUGCGAGUUGCUCUGGUAACUGGUGUUGUUCGAGCUUUGAAAUCUCGAAAUCUCACAUUGCACUUUAUUGGUCCUUAUCAGACUAUGAAACGAGUAGGAGACAUGGCCUAUAGAGUUGCAUUGCCACUAUUUCUUUUGAAUUUUCAUGAUGUCUUCCAUGUGUCGCAGUUGAAGAAGUAUAUUCUUGAUCCGUCCCAUGUGAAUCAAGUGGAUGAUGUACAAGCUAGAGAGAAAUUGACCAUUGAGGCAUCUCCCUUGAGAGUGGAGGAUCGUGAAGUGAAGUACUUGAAAGGUAAGGAGAUUGUGCUGGUGAAGGUGGUGUGGGAAUGGCCUGUUGUAGACAGCAUGGCGUGGGAGAUGGAGAGUCAGAUGAGAGAGUCGUAUCCGACUCUGUUCCAUUCAGAGCAAAGUUAUGUAUUGUGGAUUUUGAACGGAAUAAAGUUACCAACUGAAUACGUUGCCAUGGAUGAAGGUGAAGAGGAAGAAGACGAAUGCGGAUUAGAGGAGAGGAAGAAGAAGAAGUUCAAAUUGCAAAAUCAAUUUAUUUUUGGAUUUAGUCAUUAG